AUGGAGGCAGCGUCUGCGCGCAUGGCAACCCGCGAUCGCUACGGCAUAUACGGAGAGGCACCGACUUCACAACUGCAGCGCUAUAUAUUGCAAGCAUGUGAUCCGCAAAACUUUGAGCCCAAUCUGGCCCUGAAUCUCGAGAUCACCGACCUGAUCAACAGUAAGAAAGGCACAGCGCCCCGAGAAGCGGCCGUCACAAUUGUACACUAUGUCAAUCACCGCAAUCAGAAUGUCGCCCUCCUCGCGCUCAACCUCCUCGACAUAUGUGUCAAGAAUUGCGGCUACCCUUUCCACCUCCAGAUCAGUACCAAAGAAUUCCUUAACGAGCUUGUCCGCCGCUUUCCUGAACGUCCGCCUAUUCACUCGUCGCGAGUACAGAACAAGAUUCUCGAGCUCAUAGAAGAAUGGCGGCAAACCAUAUGCCAGACAUCGCGCUACAAGGACGACUUGGGCUUUAUAAGGGAUAUGCAUAGACUGCUGAGUUAUAAGGGAUAUAUCUUCCCGGAAGUUCGCAAAGAAGAUGCCGCAGUGCUCAAUCCGAGCGAUAACCUCCGGUCGGCAGAAGAGAUGGCAGAAGAAGAACGAGAGGCGCAAUCCGCAAAACUGCAAGAAUUGAUCCGUCGGGGUGGACCUGCAGACCUGCAGGAAGCCAAUAAGCUUAUGAAAGUCAUGGCUGGAUACGAUACCCGAAACAAGACCGAUUGGCGGGCAAAGGCUGCUGAAGAGGUUGGCAAGAUACAACAAAAGGCCAGAAUCCUGGAGGAAAUGCUGCAAGGUUACAAGCCGGGCGAUCAGAUCAAAGAGGGAGAUGUUUUUGAAGAGCUGGCCAAUGCCCUUCAGAAUGCGCAACCUAAAAUCCAGAAGAUGUGCGAGGAGGACUCUGAGGAUCACGAGGCCGUGGCGAAACUAUUUGAGAUCAACGACAGUAUACACCGGACGAUACAGAGAUACAAGCUUUUCAAGAAGGGAGACAUCGAGGCUGCCAACAACAUCCCUCAGGGAACGCUUGGUCGCAGUGGUGCUGGAGUAUCUCAAGGCCCCAACAACACAUUAAACCUGAUUGAUUUUGGAGAUCCGGAACCUACACCGCAAGCAGGAGGAUCAUCACAGGCUCAGCAACAAGCACCAGCUGUAGGAAACGCACUUGAAGAUGAUUUGUUGGGCCUGUCGUUGAGCGGAGAGACCUACGGACAGUCGGGUAGCAUAGCUUUGGGUGGUUCAAAUGGCUCAGUUCUUGGUCUGUCUGGCAUGGCGGCGCCGCAAAAGGCAACCAACCAAGCCAUAACCGAUCUCUUCAAUGCAGGACCAAAGUCAACUCAACCGCAAGUCGCAUCGCCCCCUCCAUCUUCCUUUUCAACGCCUCCCCCACAGCCGGCUCGCACACCAGACCCAUUUGCUGCUCUCGCCUCUACCCCUCGACAAGCCUCACCCUUCCAGUAUCAACAAUCAGUUAAGCCACCAGCUGUUGCUUCUGGUGCCGUUGAUUUACUAGGCGUUGGCGUCGCCGCCGCGCCGGCAGCAAACCUCGCACAAAGCACUGAUGCUGCUAAUGACGACGAUGAAUGGGAUUUUGCUUCAUCUGUACCUGAUACCUCGAAGGAAUUGACCGUCACUAACACAAGCAUCAACGUUCUUUUCAACAUUUCGAGAGAAACAGAUACAGUUUUGCUGAUCCAGUCACGGAUAUCCAACAACACUUCUUUGCCAGUCUCUAGCUUGACGUUCCAAGUGGCUGCCUCAAAGGGUGCACAACUCCAGCUUGAACCCCAAUCAGGCGUCAAUCUCGGGCCCAAUCAGAAAUUCGGCAUCACACAAAACAUACGCGUGAACAAUGUCCAAAGAGGUUCGGGUAACAAUGUGAAGAUGAGGUGGAAGGCUUCGUACUCGCUUGGAGGACAGCAGAAAAACGAGAUGGGUGAGAUUACGAGCCUUGGAGUUCCAUAG
Bipolaris zeicola 26-R-13 is the source of this 1944-nucleotide messenger RNA. RefSeq lists its product as uncharacterized. The record is from RefSeq and is a predicted model, not a curated record. Gene Ontology annotation, molecular function: ubiquitin binding; phosphatidylinositol binding. Gene Ontology annotation, cellular component: trans-Golgi network. The coding region runs from base 1 to 1944 and encodes 647 amino acids. NCBI's taxonomy places the organism in Eukaryota, Fungi, Ascomycota, Dothideomycetes, Pleosporales, Pleosporaceae. Gene Ontology annotation, biological process: Golgi to endosome transport; protein transport to vacuole involved in ubiquitin-dependent protein catabolic process via the multivesicular body sorting pathway; Golgi to vacuole transport. The transcript has 8 exons.